Molecule: messenger RNA, 3335 nt
Organism: Sebastes umbrosus (honeycomb rockfish)
Lineage: Eukaryota; Metazoa; Chordata; Actinopteri; Perciformes; Sebastidae
Gene: chpfa
Product: chondroitin polymerizing factor a
Exons: 4
Coding region: 215-2527 (770 amino acids)
Cellular component (GO): Golgi cisterna membrane
Molecular function (GO): glucuronosyl-N-acetylgalactosaminyl-proteoglycan 4-beta-N-acetylgalactosaminyltransferase activity
Source: RefSeq, a predicted model, not a curated record
UGACGUCAGUCCGCUGGAGGAGGAGCCAGGCAGCAGCUACACUGACACGUAAGAAUCCUGCGUAACAUUUAAGGAGGAAGUUACAUAUUUUCCUUUAAGUUGGAUGUGGAUACAAGCUCCUUGGAGUCAGACUUGAUGUAGUUGACCUCCUAGUGUCCCGGACCAGAGAGGCCUGUUCAGGGACUCUUCACACCAGAGAGCAGCCGACAACAAGAUGAGGUUCUCGGCGUUUAUUUCUGUGCUGCGGUCGGUCGGCCCGGUGGUAAUCGGUAUUUCUUUAGGCUUCACGUUGAGUUUGUUGAGUGUGAACUGGACGGAAGACGCAGCUUGUUACCGGGACGACGGUAAGGAGGCAGAGGAGGUGACUGUGAGUCAGGAUGGACAGCUGAAAGGAGCCAGGAAGCCCAACUCUAUCUCUCUAUCCACCGGUACCGAGCUGGAGUCCGAGGAGGACUUUGAACCCAGAAUAGUCCCCUAUAAACAAGUCCAGCAGGGAGCCCCCAAGAAAGUCUUCAGGGCUAAAUACAUCAGCUCAGAGUUGGGGAUGCGAGAGCGUCUGUUCGUCAGUGUCCUGACAUCCAAAAACACCAUAAACACUCUGGGCGUAGCUGUCAAUCGCACCAUCAGCCAUCACUUUGACACGGUGAUAUUCUUCACCGGCAUGCGCAACCGCAAAGUCCCUCACGGCAUGUUUGUUAUCUCUCAUGGAGACGAGAGGCUGAUAUGGAACAUGUUUCAGAACAUCAAAUACAUUUUAGACCAUUACAUCAAUGAAUACGAUUGGUUUUACUUCGUCCAAGACGACGCCUACACGGAAGCUGACAGGAUCAAGACCCUGGUGGAUCACAUGAGUAUGGAUCGAGAGCUUUACAUGGGCAGUCCUGAGGAGUUCAUAGGUGGACAAAUGGAGGGGAAGUACUGCUACGGAGGGUUCGGGUACGUCCUGUCGCGGACCUUGCUCCUGAGACUCCAGCCCUACCUGGAAAACUGUAGGAAUGACAUCCUGAGCGCGAGGCCUGAUGAGUGGCUCGGAAGAUGCAUCAUCGAUUACACAAACACAAACUGCGUCAGUGAAUAUGAGGGUCUUCAAUACCACCAUUAUGAGUUGGGGAAAAACUCUGAUCCGAAUAAAGAACAAAGUGAACAGUUCAAGAGAGCUCUGACUGUCCAUCCAGUGUCCGACCCCGAACAGAUGUACAGGCUGCACAGAUACUUCACUGAGAUUGAACUCCAGAAGACUUACGAUGAGAUUGCUAAGCUGCAGGCAGAAAUAAAGAACGUGAGUGUGGUCGCCUUUGAGGGCAACCGAACCGCCCAGUGGCCUGUGGGGAUCAAUCCGCCUUUUGAACCAAAAUCUCGGUUUGAAGUUCUGAAGUGGGAAUACUUUACAGAGGAGGAGAUUUAUUCAUGCAUCGAUGGCUCUCCAAAGUGUGAGCUGCAGGGUAUUGACCGCAUGGACGUGGCUGAUGUCAUUGAAACCGCCAUGGUAGAGCUGAACAAGAAGUACAAGCCUGUCCUGCACUUGAAAAAGCAGCAGCUGAUUAACGGGUACCGGCGCUUCGACCCCGUCAGGGGCAUGGAGUACACCUUGGACCUCCAGCUGGAGGUGGUGAACCAGAAAGGUCACAGCCGUUCCAUCACUAAGCGAGUUCAUCUGGUGCGACCUUUGAGCCGGAUUGAGAUCAUCCCCAUGCCCUAUGUCACCGAGGCGACAAGGAUUCACAUCAUUAUCCCUCUUACUCUGCAGGAUCGGAGCUAUGUUGACCAUUUCCUGGAGGUCUUUGCCUCGAAUGCUUUUGAGACCAGUGAAAACGCCAUCCUGACAUUCUUGUUUAUUUAUGACCCAGUGGAGGCACAGCAAGUCAACCAGAAUGAUAUAUUUGCCAGCGUGAAGACACAGAUAACCACUUAUGAACACAAAUACCCCUCUGUAAAAAUCCCAUGGAUUAGCGUCAAGACUGAAAUGCCAUCCCAGAUCAAAUUCAUGGACAUCAUCUCGAAGAAGCACCCAGUUGACUCACUGUUCUUCUUGGCUAACGUCAACACAAAUGUUAAUUCAGAAUUUCUGAACCGCUGCCGCAUGAACUCCAUAAACAACUGGCAGGUCUUCUUCCCCAUCCAUUUCCAGGACUUCAACCCCGAUGUGGCCUACCACAACCAGCAGCGUCCGGCGACAGUCGAUCUGAUCAAGGACGCGGGCCACUUCGACCGCAGGUCAUUUGAAGAAGCGUGUUUUUACAACUCAGACUACAUGGCAACGCGCACGCGAAUGGUGGCAGACGUCCAAGAGAACGAAGACAUCCUAGAGACUCUGGACAUCUUCGACAUGUUCUUAAAGUAUUCGGAUCUGCACGUGUUCAGGGCAGUGGAGCCGGCGUUGCACCAGCAGUACAGCUACCAAGCCUGCAACCCGCGGCUAAGUGAAGACAUCUAUCAUAGGUGUGUUCAGAGCAACAUGGAAGGUCUCGGUUCUCGCUCACAGCUCGCCAUGCUGCAGUUUGAGCAAGAACAAGGAAACAGCACUUGAAAACACCAUUGAACUUCUGCAUGUCUUCAAAUGGACGUUGUGUUUGUUGUAAUAGAGUGCUGAAGGAAUGAGUCCUAAAACCCGGAAAUUAGUUAGCAUUUUUGCACUUCAAUGGGUUUUUUUGAAUGAGUUUUUAGUUGGAUGCCGGAAAUAAGGUCUGUGGUUAACACAAGCUUGAGAUUUUAACAUUUUUUGUUCUACGACACAUUUCUUUUGGAUUUUGGAAAAAUCCCAUUGGCUUUUUGUCGAGGGAACCAGUGCGAUGCUAACUUCCUGGUUGGCCUACAAAAAUGCGUCAUCCUCGCAGCACUCUUAUAGCCUUGAUGCAAGCUAGAAUUUGGGACAACCCGUGUCUGGGGGCUGAUAUGUGACCCUAAGUGACAUUCUCCAUAUUUCAGUGUGCAUCAAGGAUUAUUUGGUUUGUUAGCCUUUUUAGUUUAGUACAAUGAAUGCAGUACAUUCCUAAAGAAACCUUUCCUUCAAUGUUUACAAUACUUGUCCAUACAGAUGAGUUGCUAGAACCAAAUGUUUUUGCUGACGAUUCUGAGAGCUGCGUUAAGUUGAUUUUUGACCACUAGGUGGCAGAAACUCACAGCAGCAGAGCCUUGACGCAGAGCUGUUUAUGUUAAAGGUGUCCACUGCACAUCCAUUGGACAUAGGUCGUCUUUCUCUUCUAGUAUUCCACCCGAUUAGACUGUUAUCAGGCCGUUACAUAGGCGUUAUUAGUCGCUAUAAGCACCAUAGAUGGGGCCUACUACACCUACUUACUUAAAAACAACACGAUUUAACAUGUUAAACUGAAUGAACC